UAAUAGCACUAGAUCCUGGCAACCUGCUUUCCCUGGCAGAACGCUUUUCCCCAGGCAGCAACGAGCUAACACAACUAGCAGGCAGUCAGUAGUGAUAGUGACUGCUACUUGCACUUCUUUUUUCAGGCACAUCGGAGAGAGAUUUUUUUCUCUCCGCUCACCUGCAUUUAAUCACGGCGUCUUUGGUGAAAUCAACGACUUGGACUUGUCCGUUUGGAUUAUCAACUCUUUUGGAUAGCAGGAUUAUUUUCCCAUUGAGCGCAGCGGAUGGUUUUGCUUUAAACCGAAGGAGCAGGAGAUCCGGGGCCUGCAGUGACAGAAGGGUGCAGUCCCCGACGUUGCUUGGUUGUGACCCAGAAGACGGCACCGACGGCUAGACUAGCUGUCACAGAGCCGUGCGGCUAGCAGGUUAAGGCUGCAACACAUCUGCUCAGCAUCCCAGUGUUUCAAUAAGGAUUUAUAUUCGGGACAACCGGUGCGAGGGACAAAUAUGUCGAUUUUGGUUCUUUCGGGUAAGAUAUAAAGGACGCCCCCGUGAAAAGGGAUUUUCUUUGCAGCUAGCCAAGUAAUACCAGGCUGUAAGCUAGCUGUCACCAUUAGCCAUCGUUUAGUCGGUCCUACCGUCCGCACACAACGACGGGACGGCCAAAGAGGACCGCUGGCCCCGCAAAAGCAGACGAAAUUAUUUAACGUUUUUUUUAAGGCCGUGUAAAAGACUUUAAGGAACCGACAUGACUGCCAUUAUCAAAGAGAUAGUCAGCCGGAACAAAAGGCGUUUUCAAGAAGAUGGCUUUGACUUGGACCUGACCUACAUAUACCCCAACAUCAUCGCCAUGGGGUUCCCUGCAGAGAAGCUAGAGGGCGUCUACCGCAACAACAUAGAUGACGUUGUACGGUUCCUGGACUCCAAACACAAGAAUCACUACAAGAUUUACAAUCUAUGUGUAGAGCGGCAGUAUGACACCGCAAAGUUCAACUGCAGAGUGGCCCAGUACCCGUUCGAGGACCACAACCCCCCCCAGCUGGAGCUCAUAAAGCCCUUCUGUGAGGACCUGGACCAGUGGCUGAGCGAGGAUGACAACCACGUGGCUGCCAUCCACUGCAAGGCGGGCAAGGGCCGGACCGGAGUCAUGAUCUGUGCCUACCUGCUGCACCGGGGCAAGUUCCUCAAGGCCCAGGAGGCCCUGGACUUCUACGGAGAGGUCCGCACCCGGGACAAAAAGGGAGUUACCAUCCCGAGCCAGAGGAGAUAUGUGUACUACUACAGCCACCUCCUGCGGAACAACCUGGACUACAAGCCGGUGGCCCUGUUGUUCCACAAGAUGGUCUUUGAAACGGUCCCCAUGUUCACCGGAGGAACAUGCAGAGACUCGGCCGUAAAAAACAAGAGCGAUGCGGUGAUUCCUCAUGGCUUCAGGAGAGGGAAUUGGCACUGGGAUCCCCAGUUUGUGGUGUACCAGGUGAAGGUAAAGAUCCACACGUCCAACCCAACCCACACACGGAGAGAAGAACGUCUCAUGUUCUUCGAGUUCCCCCAGCCACUUCCUGUCUGCGGGGACAUCAAAGUAGAGUUCUUCCACAAGCAGAACAAAAUGAUGAAGAAGGACAAGAUGUUCCACUUCUGGGUGAACACCUUCUUCAUCCCCGGGCCUGAGGAGCAUGUGGAGAGGCUGGAAAACGGCAGCGCCGGGACACAGCGGGAGCGAGUGGACGGAGUCCUCGAGAACCAGGGGACGGGCGGGGGCGGCGUUCCAGACAGCGACCGGGACUUCUUGGUGCUGUCACUGACAAAGAAUGACCUUGACAAGGCCAAUAAAGACAAGGCCAACAGAUAUUUCUCCCCAAAUUUUAAGGUGAAGCUGUAUUUCUCCAAGACGGUGGAGGAGGGGGCCAACUCCGACGCCACCUCCAACUCGGUGACCCCCGACGUCAGCGACAACGAGCCCGACCACUACAGAUACUCGGACACCACGGACUCGGACCCCGAGAACGAGACUUUCGAGGACGAACUGACGCAGAUCACUAAAGUCUGACUUGCAUAUAUAAAUAUAUAUAAAUAAAUAUAUAUACAUACGUACAUGUACACCCCCAGAGCCCCCCCCUCCGACUCCCCCUCCCUACCCACCCUCCCACCACCCACUUCCCCCAAAGAAAAAAGGCUAGCCGACGGUUAGCUCAAGGGGGGUGGGGAACCAACUGAUGCGGUGGACCAGGGACUGAUGGCGCUGGGAGAUCAGUUGAAAUCCCCUACACCCCACCCCAACCCUCACCCUCUAACUGCUCACCGUAAGACAAGACAGCUGGACAAUCAGAUUUAGAGGAGGGGUUCGGUGGGCAGGAGGG
Messenger RNA from Gadus chalcogrammus (walleye pollock), 2343 nucleotides. RefSeq names its product phosphatidylinositol 3,4,5-trisphosphate 3-phosphatase and dual-specificity protein phosphatase PTEN-like. The transcript is spliced from 10 exons. Gene Ontology annotation, cellular component: cytosol; plasma membrane; nucleus. Gene Ontology annotation, biological process: protein dephosphorylation; cell motility; phosphatidylinositol 3-kinase/protein kinase B signal transduction. The record is from RefSeq and is a predicted model, not a curated record. Gene Ontology annotation, molecular function: inositol-1,3,4,5-tetrakisphosphate 3-phosphatase activity; protein tyrosine phosphatase activity; phosphatidylinositol-3,4,5-trisphosphate 3-phosphatase activity. The coding region runs from base 732 to 2033 and encodes 433 amino acids. NCBI's taxonomy places the organism in Eukaryota, Metazoa, Chordata, Actinopteri, Gadiformes, Gadidae.